CUGACACAAGAUAAGGUUUAGGCAGUAGGUUAGCCAACCCUGGUUAGCUAACGCUAGUCCACAGGCUAAAGUAAGCUAACGUAACGGAAUGGUUAAGCAAGCAAGGCAGCUUUCAUUUUUACACCGUGAAAUAUCUGCUCAUUUGUUUGGCAAAGACAGACCAGUUCGCUACAAGUAACCCUUCGUUAUAAGUUUGCCGUUAGCUCGCUUAGUCCAUCUAGUAUGAAGGUGUCGCAGUGUCGAAAUAGUUGUUAGGAGCCGAAUUUCUAGACUAGUUAUUCCUCCCCGCUUAUAGUUGGCAUGCAUUUAGCUAAGACUGCAUGUCUGUUCGCUCGGAUUUGGACGUACAGCUUAUUAUAUUGCGAGUUCCUUGUUUAACACCGCUGACUGACGGGCUGCUCUCAAGAACCACGCAUUUAGGUCAUAUAGGUUGCUGUGUAUUUUUAUGCUGUCCUCUGCUGCAAUAUUGAUAUUUCGCUGUGGGUGAGCGACACGAAGGCAGCUUUCUGUGUUUGGAUUGGUGAACCAUGGGCAACACCAGUGACAGAGUCUCCGGUGACCGCCAUGGGGCCAAGAGCCAUCGCUCAGACAGCGGUGGAAGCCACAAAGACCAUGAACCGAGCAAGAUGGUAGACAGUACAGAUGACCCUAAUAUCUUUAACACACAUGGACCUGAUACAAAGGCUCAAGGAGAGAAGGACUUUCCUCCGGAUUUAGAUGACUUGGUAAAAACAGGCCCACAGGCACGUCCUACAGUUAUUCGUUGGGGAGGAGGGGGAAAAGAGGUCUACAUUGCAGGCUCCUUCAACAACUGGAGCACCAAGAUCCCACUCAAUAAAAGUCAUAAUGACUUUGUUGCCAUCCUGGACUUGCCUGAGGGAGAGCACCAGUAUAAGUUCUUUGUUGAUGGGCAGUGGGUUCAUGACUCAUCUGAGCCGGUGGUAACAAGUCAGAUGGGCACCAUCAAUAACCUGAUCCAGGUGAAGAAAUCUGACUUUGAGGUCUUUGAUGCGCUGCAGGUGGACUCACUUGAGUGCUCUGAUACUUCUGAUCUGUCCAGCUCCCCACCUGGUCCUUAUGGACAGGAGGUAUACAUGUUCCGACCAGAGGAACGUUUCAAAUCCCCGCCCAUCCUCCCCCCUCACCUCCUCCAAGUCAUCCUCAACAAAGACACCAACAUAUCAUGUGAUCCAGCUCUGCUGCCUGAACCCAACCAUGUGAUGCUCAACCAUCUAUAUGCACUGUCAAUAAAGGAUGGCGUGAUGGUCCUCAGUGCGACUCACAGAUAUAAGAAGAAGUAUGUCACGUCUCUGCUGUACAAGCCUAUAUAAACCUGGUUGCCUGGCUGGGGGCCGGGCAGCAUGCCUGUACUGUAGUCUCUCUAUACUGCUCCAUCGAGCUGAGAUGGCACUGCACACCCACUUUACAGUGAUUCUGACGACUGCUGAUGCUCAUUCACACACUCGAGGAGUGAGUCAGUGUCUGUGUGUGGAUUCGUGUGUGUGUGUGUGUGUGUGUGUGUGUGUGUGUGUGUGUGUGUGCUGUCUCUGUAGGCACCUGCGUAAGGACUAUUGAACUGUAUGUAACCACUCAAGUGCACCAUUAAGUGAUUACAAUCAUAAACAUUUGAGUUUAUUUGAGAUAAUCUUCUGUAAAGCUUUGGGCAAUAUAAUGUAUUUUUAAAGAAGACUAAAGCAAACAGACAUACUGGCAGGUUUUAAUUCAUAUGUCCAGCAACCAUGUUAACCAUGUUUAUGACUGAGACUGAGACGUUUAUGUGCAUUGAAUGCCAUUUUAUUAGCUUGUUUGCGUUUGUGUCUUAUUUAUUUAAACAAGAGAUUAUUGCAUGAUGGAGUGUUUGCAGGUUAACAAUAAAGGGUUUUCUGUAUAUAUUUAUUAAGUAGUAGGUCAAGACAAAAUAGGAAGAAGGUCUCUGUGUUACAGGCUGAGCUGUGACGUUUGGAGUGGGCCUGAGGGAUGGUGGCAAAGAGCAACAUACUGCAACUUGGCAGUCACCAAAACAAUAUUAAAGGAACAAUUUGCCAAAAAAGUCAAACUUCCACAAUUUUCUCAUUAUCCCAAAUGUGUGAGAUUCCCAGUAAUAGCCUGUUUAGUAAUAUUUGGUGUAGGGCUGCACGAAAUGGAAAAUGGCUAGUACUGCUUUAUCCAUUUUAACCUACAGACUAUGCAUUUUAACACAGCUCUGGCAGUAGGUAUAAGUAUAAGCUAUGAGCUAAGAGUAAUGACUUUGGUUUAUUGGUUUGUAAUUGACUGUUUAGCUGAAUGGUUAAGUGGCUUGCUUUCCACUUAAGAGCAGGAUUUAAGCCCAGACCACUUGGGGACUGUGCAAGUGAGGGGAUUUGAUCCUUUCAUCAUCACAAACCAAAAUGGUGUGUUUAUUGUGGAAAAACAUGAUUUAUCGUGCAGCCCUAGUUCAAAAUCCAAGGCUUGCAUCUGUAGUUUUUGCACUGGACCUGUGAUGCUAAUGUAGCUAACAAGAAAUGGAAGCAUAUACUCACCUUUGCCUGUGCAAAUUGCUGUUAUCUCAAAUACACUUAUGUGGUUUCUGACACUGGGCAUACAGUUACCUCUUAAAGUUGACGUAAGUACAUUGCAUGGGGAAUAAAAAACCAGUAACAGCAGCCAUGUUCAAGCCUGAAUUUAGGGUAAGGGGAAAAUUGUGUACAUUUGAUCUUUCUGUGAACUGUUCCUUUACAUAUUAGAUCAAGACUGAACAUGUAGAGAUGUGAAUUCUGUUUGGUAUGAUGUGUUGAAAGCAAGAAAUUGGAAAUGAUAUUGAGAUGGCUGGCUGCGUCAGUAGUCUUGUCUGUGGUGAGCGUCUGCAUGCCAUUGCCUUUCACUGCGAUUGCGUAAGCACUUUAACCAUGUUUUCACUGUGAGGUUCAGACAGAGAGCUUUCAGUUUGUUGAAUUGAGUGGAAUUGAAUAUUCUUUAUUGUCCCUGAUGGGAAUUUUUUUCAACUAUGCAGUGGACAAAUCUAGUACUGUAGUCUCCAAUUGGACAACUUCACUUUCUUUAAUGUGAUAGCCUGGUUGUGACUCUGAAGUGUUUUCAUGUAUUUAUUUGUGCUGUUUUUGCAAAACAGGAAUGUAUUAUUAGUAAUAUUUGCUGUUUUUAUGUUUUCCAACAUGCUGGUUUACUCUACUGUGGUGAUGAUCAAGAUGCUGUUUUUUUAAUGGAGGCUACAAGACCUUCAGUAUGAAAAGGUGUGUUUGGUCUUGGUUAAAGAGCAACAGGUGAUCAUAGGUCAAAUUUCUUGGUACUCGAAACUUGUGUGGAGGUUUCUAUCACAUUUAACUUGUUGAGAUUGAUGGGGUUUUAUAUUGAUAUUUGAUGGCACUGUUUUAAGCUUGUGAUUGUAUACGCCUCGCUAGUUUGAAUUGUUGUGUGCAAUGUUUCCCUCCAAAGAUGUAGCAGAAUUGUCGAUUUUGGACAGUCCCAGAUUGAAAGGUUGCUAUAGCAACACAAGUAACGUUUGAGGUGUGGUCCCUUCCGAAAAAAAUCCAAACACUUGAAUUUAGCUUGAAAGCUUUGUUGUAUCUCUUAUUUACAGCAAUGCAGCAUCUUUUGUUAAGCCAUGCAUUUAAUGAUACUGUACUUUUGUUUGCAAAUAAAAGGGAUACAGUCUGAUGCUGA
Molecule: messenger RNA, 3657 nt
Organism: Pygocentrus nattereri (red-bellied piranha)
Lineage: Eukaryota; Metazoa; Chordata; Actinopteri; Characiformes; Serrasalmidae
Gene: prkab2
Product: protein kinase, AMP-activated, beta 2 non-catalytic subunit
Exons: 8
Coding region: 528-1331 (267 amino acids)
Biological process (GO): signal transduction
Cellular component (GO): cytoplasm; nucleus; nucleotide-activated protein kinase complex
Molecular function (GO): protein kinase binding
Source: RefSeq, a predicted model, not a curated record